Knipowitschia caucasica is the source of this 759-nucleotide messenger RNA. The record is from the annotation of a GenBank genome assembly. Lineage: Eukaryota; Metazoa; Chordata; Actinopteri; Gobiiformes; Gobiidae.
AUGGAUGAAGUGCAGAAGAACACGUCCAAGCAGAGGAAAUCCUGUACAUCCGAGAUGUCGGACGACUUGGUGAAACAGCUGAGCAGCUAUAAGGCGCAGUUGGCACAAGUAGAGGUUGCGCUGUCCUCCGAUGCAGAUAAUGAAGACCUUCUUAAACUACAGAAAGACUUGCAGGAAGUCAUUGAUUUGACGAAAGACCUCCUGACCUCUCAGACGGCUGAAGGAGCGUCUGCCAGUUCAAACCCUGCUCCUCUCAAACACAAAUGGAAAAUCGGGAACAGAUGCAUGGCUGUGUGGAAUACAGAUGGACAGAUGUACGAGGCCGAGAUUGAAGAGAUAGACCGGGAGAAUGGCACGGCAGCGGUUACCUUCAUCGGUUAUGGAAAUGCUGAAGUGAUCCCUCUGCUGAACCUCAAACCUGCUGAAGAGGGCACUAUUCCAGAAGAUCCCCUGAAGGCCAAGUCAAAGAAAGAGAAGAUCGCAGAAGAACGUGAAUACAAAAAGAAAAAGGCUCAAAAGAAAGUCCAGCGGAUGAAGGAGUUGGAGCAAGAAAGAGAAGAACAGAAGUCAAAGUGGCAAACGUUCAACACCAAGGCGUCGUCUAAAGGAAAGAAAGGACAGGUGAAGAGAAGUAUUUUUGCCUCUCCAGAAAGCGUUAAUGGAAAAGUGGGAGUAGGCACUUGUGGAAUCGCUGACAAACCCAUGACCCAGUAUAACGACACGUCAAAAUACAACGUCAGACAUUUAAUGCCCCAAUGA